UCAAAGGAGCAAAUGGCAGUGGCCAAGUUCAAAAGAACAAUGCGUACCCUAGCUCUUCAGUUCAGAAUAUCCACGCUCAGUUCUGGAACCCAGAGGCAGCUUUAUAAGAUAACAAAUAUAGGAGUACUGGCCGAACCAGAUAUUAAAAAAGUUAAAAAGCUUUUCAAGAUUAAGAACGAUAUGGAAGCAAUGUAUUCAAAGGCGAAGUUUUGUUUGAAUCCGAAAAAGUGUUUUCCUUUGAGUCCAGAAGUACUGGAACUAAACAAUCUACGUUUAAAUUUCUGGAAUAACUGGCGAAACAUAACCGGACGAAAAAUGAAGAACAAUUUCAAGAAAUAUGUGAAACUCAGCAAUGCCGCCGUGAAAGUUUUAGGUGAAUGGCAACAACUUUCACAAUGUUGUAAAGAUUUGGCAGAUCACAUGAUAAUAGCCUACGAGGUCAACAAUCUAGUACCCGAAGUGUAUCAUCUAAUGGAAAAGGUGGGCCCUCUGUACAGACAACUGCACGCCUACGUCAGACAUGUAUUGAAGAAAGAAUACGGUGCUAAGCUGUUCCCUUCAACAGGGCAAAUCCCUGCACACCUUUUGGGUAAUAUGUGGGCUGAUAGAUGGGACAGCUUAAAUUACCUGGUUCAGCCGUUCAAAAAGAAGACAGAACUUUACUUUCAGCGGGAACUCACUCGGCAGAACUACACAGUACGGAAGAUGCUUCAAACUGCCGAGGACUUCAUCGUUUCUCUCGGUCUAAAUAAAAUCUUCCCUAGUUUCUGGGAGCUUUCCAGUCUGGACCCACCAAAAGGUGAAGGCAAAGUAAUGUGUCUAACGACUUUAAUGGAUUUUCCCAAAAGAAAAGAUCUCAGUUCCGAACCAACGAAAGACUUCGUGACCAUACACAGACAAAUGGGGAAAAUGGCUUAUUAUAUGACUCGAAGAGAUCAGCCAUUCAUCUUUAGGGACGACGCUAAUGAGGCUUUUCACGAAGCCGUUGGUGGUGUCAUCGCACUGUCUGCUCAGACUCCGAAGCACCUGAAAAAACUUAACCUUAUCCAGACAGUACCCACAGACGAAGGUAAAACAUGGAGAUAUAGCCCAACUUCUUUUUGGUAUAUCGUAGACAACUGGCGAUGGUCAGUUCUUAAUGGGACUACAGCAGCAAAAAAUUAUAACAAAUACUGGUGGCAACUGCGGUGUGAAGUACAAGGAGUCUCUCAACCUAUCAGAAGAACAAAAGACGAUUUUGACCCUGGUUCCACGUAUGAUAUAGCAGCAGGUCUCCAGUUCAUGAGAACUUUCCUGGGCACUAUUCUCCAGUUCCAGUUCUACAAGGUAGCCUGCCAGGCAGCCAACCAUCAAGGGCCCUUACACAGAUGUGACAUAUACGGCAAUGCUGAGGCUGGCGAAAAACUGCGAUCCAUGAUGAAACUUGGCUCAUCAGAACCCUGGUGGAAACUGAUGGAGUCAUUGACAGGAGAAAAAAAUAUCGACCCCGGACCAAUGAUGGAAUACUUCAAGCCACUUUUCGAGUUCCUUAAAAAAAAAACGGAAAAAACGUCGGGUGGAAAGCGGCAUGUAAACAAUAAGAUUUUCUUGACUUUUUAA
Candidula unifasciata is the source of this 1599-nucleotide messenger RNA. The record is from the annotation of a GenBank genome assembly. NCBI's taxonomy places the organism in Eukaryota, Metazoa, Mollusca, Gastropoda, Stylommatophora, Geomitridae.